Molecule: messenger RNA, 2622 nt
Organism: Anolis carolinensis (green anole)
Lineage: Eukaryota; Metazoa; Chordata; Lepidosauria; Squamata; Anolidae
Gene: myzap
Product: myocardial zonula adherens protein
Exons: 15
Coding region: 125-2380 (751 amino acids)
Biological process (GO): intracellular signal transduction; transcription elongation by RNA polymerase II
Cellular component (GO): nucleus; I band; intracellular anatomical structure
Molecular function (GO): transcription elongation factor activity
Source: RefSeq, a predicted model, not a curated record
CCUCCCUGGCCGUCCAGAGCAGAGGCGGAGGCUGCUGCUGCUGCUGCUAGUCCUCGCUGGGCCUGAGGCGGAGGCGGAGGCGGUGGCGGUGGUGAAUUAGGGCCGGUUCUCUGCAAAGGGCAGGAUGCAGCGCUACAGCUCGGGCCUCAGCCUCGCCACGCUCACCACCACGAAGCCCAGGAAGCCCCCCGACGGAGAGGCGGGAGGAGGCACGGCCAAGAAGACAAGUGUUUGUCGGCUGCGCUUGACGCUCCCCCCGGAAGAAGGCUCCCCUUCCCAGGACGACAAAAACAAGGCUGAAAAGGCCAAGAAGCAGCUCUGCCAUGCUCCCAAUGGCUUGUGUGCGGGAAACGUCCUCCACGGCGUGGUGUAUGGCGUGGUGCGCAGGUCCGAUGACAACCACAACAAAGAAAUGGUGGUUUACGGGUGGUCGCCCCACCAGCUGAGAGAAGAGAUGCAGUAUAUAAGAGACGUAAGAUUGACUCUGGAAAAAGUAAGAAAGAAAAUGUACGGCGAGUACGACGACAUGAAACGCAAGAUCAAAGAGCUUACGAAUGAACUGGCAGCAUCUGGGGCUCAGCAGGGAUCUCUGGAAAACAGCCUACAAGUGCACUCGGCCGCUCUGGACAGCUUCAGCGAGAUGAACAGCUCCUUAACCUCGGCCUCCAUCGAGUUGCAGAGGACGUUGGUCGAUGUCACUUUGGAGAACACGCUCAUCCGCGACCAGAUCAAAAGCCUGAAGCAAACGCACGAAGAGUCCAUGGAAAGGCUGAAGGAAAAGCAGAAGCAGCUGGAGACGGCCAGGGUCGAAAACGAGUUGCUCAAACUCAAGGUGGAAUGUUCUCAGGAGGCCAACGCAGACGUCAUGAGAGAGAUGACCAGGAGGCUGUACAGCCAAUACGAGGAAAGGCUCCAGGAGGAAGAGAAGAAGCAUCAGCUGGAGAAAGAAACCCUGAUUGCUGAAACCAACAGACUGCUUACAGCAAUUGAAGACGCAAACAGGAGGAUGAAACUCUCAGAGACCAGUUUGCGAGAGAAAGACCAAAGAAUCGGGGAGCUGGAUCGGUUCAUUCAACGCAUGGAAGAGGAGCGCCAUCACCUGCAGAAACAGCUCACGGAGUAUGAACUGCAGCUGCACGGAGCAAGCCUUCCCAGACAGACGCGCAGGCAGAGGUCCCAUGAACUGGAGGAAGCCGCGUCCAGCUUGCAGGAGCGAAUCCGGCACCUCGACGACAUGGUCCUUUGUCAGCAGAAGAAGGUCAAGCACAUGGUCGAGGAGAUUGAGCUGCAAAAGAGGAAGAUGAAACAAAAGGAACUGUUUAUAGUACAGCUUUUGGAGAAAAUCUCUUUCCUCGAAGGAGAGAACAAAGAGCUGCAGGACCGUUUGGAUUACCUGAUGGAGACCCAGUCGAGGCCGGACGUGGAAACCAGGGACGUGGCAGUGGGGAGCGACCUUCCUGUGAGGAAAUUUAUAUCCCGGCUUCCGGACAAAGGGAAAAAGAUCUCUGAUUUUGCGGAGAGGCUGAGGGCGGCCAUUGCGGGCGAGGAGGAGCGGGAGAGAACCGCCGGGCUCUUGAAGGCAGUGCGGUCGGAGUUCCGGAAACAGCACGAGGCCACAGGAGCCACCAAAGCGGACAUUAAUGCCAUCCAUGACCACUCCAGACGCAAAGACGUUGAGGACAUUGGCAGGGAAGCCCAGCCAAGGGCGUGGACUCCAGAGGGAAGCCCUGGGAGCACAUCUGGGCUCUCGGAGGGGACUGUCGGCGUCUCCGGCCUUCCUCAAGGGAAGGAGAAAGCCUUGGAGAGACCCGAGACCUGUCGGACAUUAAGCGACGCCUUUGAAAGGCUUUCUGUUGCGGGAGGAAAGAGACCGGAGGCCGGAAGCAAUGCCAGUCCUUUCCGAAACUUUCCAAACGUGCCGCCCAAGACUCCGCAUUACAUUGAAGUCCUGGAAGAGAGAGCAAAGAACCCCGUGGCAACGCGGAGGAGCAGGUUCAAAACCAAUGCGUUGCCUGCAGAGUCCAGCGGAUCCUCCCAUGGCUCGCCGGGUGUUUCUUCCCCCGGAGGAGGUCUCUCUUCGUCACUGUCUGCGGAGGAAAGGCGCCGCAGGGACCGGCAGCACUUGGACGACGUCACCGCAGCCCGGUUGCCCCCUUUGCACCACCAGCCCUCCCAGUUGAUCCCCAUCGAAGACUCCAUCGCCAUUCAGAUCCUGCAGAAGGAACAGUAUGAGGAAACGCAGGCCAAGCUGGCGGCCCAAAGGCUGGGCGUCAAGAUGGGCCGCUAUGAGCCCGAAGGGGAGGCGGCGGCCGUUUAUCGGGAAGCGAGGGAUGAGGAAGAGGAGGAGGAGGAGGAGGGAUACAGCUCCACCGAGGACUGAAACUGGAGCAGACUCUGCGCCUGGGUGUGUGUGUCUUGUCCAUCUGCACCUCUGCCAAUCUCUUGACUGAUCCUCUGGAUGGUGCGGCAUAAGCACAAUCUGUGGGUGGACGUAACGGAGAAGGCCUCCUUCGAAGCUCUGCAAGAUCUGGACAGGCGCUUGCCUCUGGGCCUUUCCUGCAAUUGAUGGCCCCGGUCCCAAAGGUGACUGCACUUCCUAUUAAAAUCUCUUCCUUCUUCUUA